Molecule: messenger RNA, 945 nt
Organism: Cyprinodon tularosa
Lineage: Eukaryota; Metazoa; Chordata; Actinopteri; Cyprinodontiformes; Cyprinodontidae
Product: olfactory receptor 52K1-like
Exons: 2
Coding region: 49-804 (251 amino acids)
Biological process (GO): G protein-coupled receptor signaling pathway
Cellular component (GO): membrane
Molecular function (GO): G protein-coupled receptor activity; olfactory receptor activity
Source: RefSeq, a predicted model, not a curated record
UCCGUCAUGAAACAUUUCACAGGCUGAACUCUGAAACUUUGCUCUCUGAUGAUGGAUAAUGUUUCCGUUGUUAGAAGCUUUACUCUCACAGGGAUAAAUGAGACGAUGGACUACAGAGACCUGCUGUCGAUUGCUCAGGAAAUCUCCUACGAGUGGUGCCUCUUCCAAGCUUUUGUCAUGUACUCCUUCGCCUGCUGCGAGCUGUCCAUCCUGGCCGUCAUGGCCUACGACAGGUACCUGGCCAUCUGUCGCCCCCUGCACUACCGCUUGUUGAUGACCAAGAGGAGGCUCUCUCAGCUGGUGAGUUUCUCCUGGCUAACUCCUUUCUGCAUAUUCUCCAUCAGUAUUCUGCUCACAUCCAGACUGGAGCUGUGCAGCCUGAAGAUUCAGAGACUCCUCUGUGUGAACUGGAUCAUCGUUCAGCUGGCCUGCCCAGGCAGCAACACCCUCUCAAACAGCAUCGUCUCAUAUGCCACAAUUUUCAUCUAUGUGUCUCAUGGCUUUUUCAUCAUCUGGACUUACAUGCACCUCAUCAGAACGUGUGCAGCCUCCAAAGACGACAGGGUGAAGUUCAUGCAGACGUGCUUGCCUCAUUUGAUCUCUCUGAUCACUUUCCUCACUGUGAUUGUGUUCGAUUUGAUGUAUAUGAGGUUCGGCUCUGCAGGUUUGCCUCAAAGCCUUCAAAACUUCAUCGCCAUAGAGUUUCUUGUCUUCCCCCCGAUGAUGAACCCUUUGAUAUAUGGAUUUAAAUUGACCAAAAUACGCAACAGGGUCCUGAGUUUGAUUUAUCUGAGAGGACGAUGAAGAAGAGAAGGAUUCAGUUUGUGUAUUUAUGGUGUCAUUUGAAAGUUUUUUUCUUUACAUCGUUAAUAUAAGCCAUCCGGAUUGUAUAUAUGACACCUCAAAUCUCUGUGCUACUCCCUUGUAUUUUUUAUUUGUUUUUUA